Molecule: messenger RNA, 936 nt
Organism: Closterium sp. Yama58-4
Lineage: Eukaryota; Viridiplantae; Streptophyta; Zygnematophyceae; Desmidiales; Closteriaceae
Source: the annotation of a GenBank genome assembly
AUGACCCAUAUUCAAUCACCGUCGUGGGCGCGGGUCCUCACCUUCGCCGUACUCUGCUCUGCGUUACUAUGGGUGGCCACUCUCCCGCGCGUCGCGGAUGCAGUUUCCCUCUCUUACGUGCUGAGUCAGAUCCGCGACGCCGCGACCCACACGGACGGCAAGCCCGCCGGCAUGACCGCGGGAGUGGUGGAGUUCGCUGCUCGAUACGACAAGGUCGAUGACAUUUCCGAUAGCUCGCUUCUUCUCCCCAUCAACGAGGGCUGGACUAGCGCACUCGCGGGUUACAAGGCCAAGAACCCGGCAGCGACAACCUCGUCGGACCCGGUGCUCGAGGCGCUCAGCACGGUGGUGUCGUCGUCGGGGUCCGUGUCGGCCCUCAACGCCAUGUCCGCCAACGGCAAGAACGCCAUGUCGCGCCUCGCCAAGUUCAUGGCGAUCCGCGGUACCAUCUCAACUACCGACAUGGCUAGUGGCAGCUACAAGAACGGGCGGUUCACCUUCGACACGGAGGUGAACCAGCCAAUGUAUCUCUACGCCAACGUCACUGGUGCCCUCGUAUACGCCAGCAUCGAGGGCUUGGAUCACGUCUUCACUGGGACCGACCGCGGCUCCGUCGACCCCACCACUUAUAAGAAGAAUGGGCUCAUGGCGGGGAGUGAUGAUGGAACGCCGAGAGCAGCCGCGGAUGUGCUGGUCGCUUUCAUCGUGCAAGCAGGUGUCGUCAGGAGCGGCUCGUAUACAAUCACGACGAGCGCGACGCCAACCUCUAACAUGACCGCAUUGUUUGUCACUGACGUGGCGUUCCCCGCCAACAUGGGCUCGCUUACCAGCUCCGACCCCGUGUCCACGUAUGGCAAAGAUGCUGGCAGGUUUGCCCUGUAUGGAAACUCACUGGCACUGGUUCUUUCUCUUAUUGUGGUGCUUGUGCUCGUUUAG